This is a messenger RNA of Lactuca sativa (garden lettuce), 1125 nucleotides long. RefSeq lists its product as uncharacterized. Lineage: Eukaryota; Viridiplantae; Streptophyta; Magnoliopsida; Asterales; Asteraceae. The record is from RefSeq and is a predicted model, not a curated record.
CAAUCAUCCUACAUUAACUUCCAUUCUCACCUCCAUCCAAUCAAUAAAAAAACACAGUUAAUCACAGCAAAAAGAAAGAUGGGGUGGACAUGGAAAGAAGAAGACUUAGAUCUAGUCCUGGUGCCAUUUGGAUUUUUCAUCAUGUGCGUCUAUCAUCUCUUCCUUCUCUACAGAUACCUCAAGCAUCCUGAAACCACCGCAAUCGGCUACGAGAAUCAUAACAAGAAAGCUUGGGUCGAAAAAAUGCUUCUGUUUGAAGCCAAAGACAGAGGGUUUUGUGUGUCUGUUCUUAGCGGUCAUUUAUCCGCGUCAACUUCCCUAUCAUCAAUCUCUCUAGUUCUAUGCUCUCUUAUCGGAGCUUUACUCGGAAACUCAACGAAUAACUUCACGAGCAAUUUUAUCUUAGGGGAUACAAGUGAAUCCACCAACGCCAUCAAAUAUAUCGCUAUUCUAUCUUGCUUCUUACUGGCGUUUGCAUGUUUUGUACAAACUACGAGGCACUUUGUUCAUGGGUGUUUCCUCAUAAGUAUCCCUACUGGUGAUGUUCCUGUUGAGUGUAUCCAGAAGGCUGUUUUGAGAGGAAGCAAUUUCUGGGCUCUUGGAUUGCGAGCACUCUACUUUGCGACCACUUUGUUGCUAUGGAUUUUUGGUCCGAUUCCUAUGUUUGUUGGUUCAGUAGUUACUGUGAUCAUUUUGCAUUGUUUGGAUAUUAAUAAAGAUCCCAUGAUUCAGUACGGAUCAAACCGAAGUGGUAAUGAUGGUGGUGGUCACCUUCUCAGGAAGAUUGGCCAUGAAUUAACUUCUGUAGUUGAGGCAUUUGAACACAACGGAAGGCCGCAAAGAAACUGAACAAAUCCUCUCGAAAUAUGAAGAUUUUGAAGAAAUGUUAACCCUGUUUGUACUUCUAAGUUCUAACCCCAUCUUUUAUGUUCCAUAGGUCAAUAUUAGUCUUUUUAUUUUUAUAUGUUUCAAAGCCAUCUUUCACGUCUAGGAGACCUGAUUCCCUUUUCUAAUUGUUUUCAAUGGAUAAUGUCCAUUAUUUUGUAAUAAAUUAAAGAAAGGCUGUAUGUAUUGCACAUGUAGACAUCUAAUAAUGGUAUUAAACUGGAUGUGGAUGUAUCUCAA